This is a messenger RNA of Rhopalosiphum maidis (corn leaf aphid), 2000 nucleotides long. RefSeq names its product hydroxymethylglutaryl-CoA lyase, mitochondrial. Gene Ontology annotation, molecular function: hydroxymethylglutaryl-CoA lyase activity. NCBI's taxonomy places the organism in Eukaryota, Metazoa, Arthropoda, Insecta, Hemiptera, Aphididae. Gene Ontology annotation, biological process: ketone body biosynthetic process; L-leucine catabolic process. The coding region runs from base 415 to 1458 and encodes 347 amino acids. The record is from RefSeq and is a predicted model, not a curated record. The transcript is spliced from 6 exons.
GCUGUCAGUAACAGUAUUCGCUUAGCCGUGGUUCGUAGGGCGCUGCUCGUGCAUGGCCCCAAUCCCGACUUGCCAAUAGCUGUAAUAUUUUGCAACAGUUUAUUAUUGUUUUAUUCCACCGGUGUGUGUGUGUCUAUUAGUGUGUUAAAACGUGCGCGCGCGCGACAGUGUUAUAAGUAUUAUAUCAUAAGACAGUAUAUCAUAUACAUAAUAUAUUAGUAUAAAUAGUAAAGUAUCGUAUAAUAAGACAUUAUUUUACGCGUUUUAUAUCGUAUAAUAACAAUAGCAACAUAAUAAUAUAAUAUACGUGCGUUUUAAGCGUAUAACAUAUUAUAUUAUUACAAAGUCCGUCGUCGAACUCGGCGCUCGAUAUUUGCCCACCCGGUGCGAGAAAACGAACGGCGCUACACCGCAAUGCAUUUCGUCAACGACGUGUCCAAGUUCAUUUAUAGCAGUCUCAGGAACGAAUCGAGCAGGCUCAGGAGCUAUGCGGUUAAUUGCGCUAACAAGUAUCCAACGAAAGUUCGAGUCGUCGAAGUAGGGCCGAGAGACGGUCUACAGAACGAAUCUAAAAACAUACCAACGGACGUUAAAGUAGAAUUCAUCAAUAGACUGUCUGUGACGGGACUUCAAAACGUUGAAGUUACUAGUUUUGUUUCGCCCAAAUGGGUGCCACAGAUGGCUGACCACUCAGACGUGUACAGCAAAAUCGACAAAGUAGAGGGUGUGUCGUAUCCGGUGCUGGUGCCGAAUAUGCGAGGUCUACUUACAGCCAUGCAACACGACGUCAAAGAAAUCGCCGUCUUCGGGUCCGCUUCUGAAGGAUUUAGUCGAAAGAACAUUGGCUGUGGCAUUGCCGAGAGCCUGGAAAGGUUCGAAGAUGUAGUGUCCACUGCUCUGGACCACGGUAUCAAAGUCCGCGGAUAUAUUUCCUGCGUGUGCGGUUGUCCGUACGAUGGCGCUGUAUCGCCCCAGGACGUCGCUAAGAUAUCCGACGCUUUGUACAAAAUGGGCUGUUAUGAGAUUUCUCUUGGAGAUACGAUUGGUAUCGGCACACCGGGAACGAUAAGGGCAAUGUUACAAGAAGUAAUGGAAAUUGUGCCAGUCGAAAAUUUGGCUCUCCAUUGCCACGACACUUAUGGACAGGCGUUGUCUAACAUACUUACUGCCCUCGAGAUGGGAAUUUCAGUAUUUGACUCUUCGGUUGCCGGUCUUGGCGGCUGUCCUUACGCCAGAGGUGCUUCUGGUAACGUUGCUACUGAAGAUCUGAUUUACAUGUUGGAUGGAAUGGGCAUUGAAACUGGUGUGAACAUGGACCUAUUAUUGAGCGCUGGCAGAUAUAUUUGUGAGGAACUGGGAAAAAGUACGGAAUCUAAAGUGGCCAAGGCGCUGUCCGGAAAAGAAAAACCCAUGAAAUUCUUGCAAUCCUACAAAAGUCAAACAUCGAACAAGAACUAACGGUCUCCUCGACGCCGAUAAAUUAUUCCAUUUCACUCAUUAGCACUCGAAAUAUCUCUAUCGUUUUGAUUAAUUUAGUGAUUAUUUAAUUAUUUAUAUAAGACUGAAUCUAUUAUGUUUGUUGUGAAUGUGACUUUAACGUAAUUUUUUUAUAUUUAACCAUCGUAUAUUAUGGAUAAUUUAUAUAAUAUUUUAUUUUAUUACUAUAUUAUUAUUUUCAUUAUCAUACGCAUUAUACGUGGACAAGUACUCGAUCAUCUGACAUAAGCUUAAUUCGUGAAAGAAAGAUUGGUUUGUAGGCGGCUCAGCUCCUAAAUACGCUCCUCUACAUUAUUUCAUUGAAUUGUGCCCGUUUGUAUUACCCAAGCUAUAAAGUUUAUAAGUAUAUACUUAUCUGUUAAAAGCGAUUUGUGUUUUCCAUCCGUAUAUGUAUUUUUUUAGAAUGAUAUUGUUAAGUAGUACCUAAUAUUAUAUGAUAUAUUUUUAUAAACGAUUAUUUUUAAUAUAUUAAAAAUUAAAGUUAAUAAGUUUUACAUAUUUAA